CCCCGGUCCGCCCCGGCUUCCUGGGAAUUCGAGAAGCUCUCGUCUGGGGUGGCAUGCUGGCUCUUCAGCUGUGCCCUGUAUCACUUCUGCCCGCGCCGAGAAGGAGAAAAGGGAGCACAAGGGCCAGACACUAAAGAAGCCCCGACGGCCCUCGUUUCUACCGUCCGAACUCUCAGCUGUGCGCCUUGUUCAACCUCAAUUUUACUUAGCACUUGAGUUUGCUACUAUCAUUGGCUAUUCUUGCCUCCCAGCUAUCGGAAACCUGCAUGUUUGACGGGACACAAACCGACUCACCGUCACGUUCGGCGCAGCGAGUUACACAGGAAAGAGAAAUCUUGUUCAAAAAUCUCGCGGCCGCCUCCCCGGAUCUGGGCCUGCCACUCACUUUGCAACAUUUGUCGAAUCUAUCUCACGUAUAACACACAAACCAGCCAUGGCGGGGCUAAUACCUCUCAUGCUGGCAUCGGGCAACCGAACAUCCUAUGUCUCUCCCCAAACACCUCUCUCACAGCAGUCUAACACGACUACGACUACGAUGACGCAACAAAUGACAAGGUCAAAACAUGCCAGGCGGUCGUCUCGCACCCUGUCUGUUUCUCUGGCUGCGUUGCCGUAUACGCGGUCCGACUGGAGGAGGACCAUCUCGGACAUCAAACGACAACACCUCACCAAGAUGUACCGUGCGUGCUGGACAAGGUGUAAUGAGAUCCUUGACAACAUCAGCGACGCCUCUCAGAUCGAACCCGUCUACCAGAUAUAUCUGCACUUCUACGCCGCCGCCUCCAUUGUCGAGUCCUGUGCGCGGCCGCCGCCAUCUACUUCGACCUCGACCUUUCGGACAAGCCUCCUACAGCAGGCCCGCGCACACUUCGAUCGCGCCGCCUCCCUCAUCUCUGCCGCCGAAGAGUCGGUCGUCCGCCGUGUGCGGCCGGGCUCGGUAAUGUCAUCACGGGGUUCAAGCUGUCACUCUCCCGCAGGGUCGAUUAGCUCCCGGACAUGGACAUCGGAUACCCCCAUGUCGUCUCCAACCAAUUCAGUCUACUCGUUUGAGGAUCUCUCUGCCAAGUCGCAGUCGUCGACAAACACCUCGCCCGUUAAGCGCGUCAAGAAGGUGUCGUUCUCGCUUCCUCAUGAUAAACCCUUCCGCGCCUUACGGGAGCCCAUGGUCCGCCCGGACUCACCAACCCUUGGGCUCGAUGACGAGUACUUCCAUCUGGGCGCAGCGCGGCAAGAACUCCCCGACCUGCCACGACCCAAGUUCGAAGAGGUUGAGCUCCCGUUGCAGGUCGUCUCGGAUAUGGGUAGCAGCGCUUACGAAGACGCGUUCCUAACCUCGCGCUCUCUCGACCGUUCCGUCGACCGCUAUUGCGAUACCCUAGGCGGACUACGAGCCCAGCUUGCCAGCCAUUUGGCCAGCCUGGAUAGUCUGCUCUCGGCCAAACCCGACCCGACCCAGAGCUUCCGCCUUUCUUUGGCUUUGUCUGCCAGGCCCAGAAGCGCUACCCCUACCCGUUCGUCGUUUUCGGGCCCAGCAGACGACGUGAUCGCCCUCGACCGUAAGGCGCGCAUUGAGCGCCUGCGCCACAGCGGGUGGCAGCGCAAGCGCUUUGAUGCGCGCCGCUAUGAGGAGCUCUGUGAGACUGUCAUGUCGGAGCUUGCUUGAGGCCUCACCGACGUGGAGACCUACGCGACACGAUAAUCAACGACACUGACUUGCACGAUACCAAAGACACACACAAACACACAGAACACAGACACCUAAGAUAGACAUGUUAUUAUAAUGUAUCAUUUUACGGAGGCAUGAUUUGCUGCUGCCACCAUUACAACUUAUCGCCAAGAUAUAUGCUCCUUUGUAUGUAUGGAUGCUGUAUGGAUAUAUGAAAAUUGCUAUUAUUACACUAUGACGAGGGAAAAUGGGACAGGCACAGCGAUGCAGUUCGAAACUCAAGAGUCAUUUGCGAGCGAGCAUGGCGCGGGAUCUUUAAUUCUUGGUAUGGGCCUACUCCAGAUGCCCUGGCGUAUGGAUUGGGGCGGAUUGGUCCCAAAUGGACGGGACCUCUUUUCUUGUACAGCAUUUGUAUAUAGAUUACAUUGUAUAUUGCCUAGGCAUAUCCAUUCGUUUGGGACCUUGA
Messenger RNA from Lasiosphaeria miniovina, 2132 nucleotides. RefSeq lists its product as uncharacterized. Lineage: Eukaryota; Fungi; Ascomycota; Sordariomycetes; Sordariales; Lasiosphaeriaceae. Bases 434 to 1663 code for a protein of 409 amino acids. The transcript has a single exon. The record is from RefSeq and is a predicted model, not a curated record.